Molecule: messenger RNA, 1608 nt
Organism: Fusarium vanettenii 77-13-4
Lineage: Eukaryota; Fungi; Ascomycota; Sordariomycetes; Hypocreales; Nectriaceae
Exons: 4
Coding region: 1-1608 (535 amino acids)
Source: RefSeq, a predicted model, not a curated record
AUGGAGUCUUCUAACUCUAACCUACCUUCCUACGACGAAGCCACCGGUGGCCAGGAGCGCCCUCGCAUCAUCGCACACCUCCGACACUGCUCCGAGCAAUCAAAUGAGGAAUACCUCAUGAGCAAUCCCCAUCUCCAAUCCUCGUACCUCCCGAUAAGAGAAUGGGCGCACAACAUGGCCGGCACCACCACGGCUAAAGCCCCAUGGUGGCUGGGCAACGACCAAAGGCAGAACAGUGUCUUCACUUGGCAAGUCUUCCAAGAGACUUCAAGCACGUCGGCGGCUUCCACCGAAGAAAACGUGGUUGAAUGGUUGCGUCGUCUGUGUAUGGAAACUGCUGUGCCUCCUACAAUUGCAUCGGGUGGCACACCGUUGAGACCAGGCGACAUUGAAUACACUCUCAACGCUGGGCAGAACUGGACGCACAACUGGGGAUGGGAGGUUGCACUCUGUGCAUAUGCAUACCCGGAGCACAUUCGAUGCUCCGAUUGGUCCGUGACGAUGCGUAUAUACCUCCACGACCUACCACAUCAACUCCGAAUAGGUGGGAUUCAAUGGCGAGAGGUUGUCGUGUCGGAUUAUGACUUUCACAUCGAGAUUGACUCGCAGCCAGAGCGCGGCUGGGACUGGAAGUUGUCGUCGACUUGUGCAGCAACAAGUGACACGGGCCGGUCACAGAGGAAUUGGGAAGCUAGGACUAUGUCCUUGCGAAGGGUUCUGCCAUCCACUGCCGAGUUUUGGGGUUGUCUUUCGGAGGAUACGAUCUUCAGUGGAACGAUCAAGCAGAGAACUGGCCGUGACAAGUACAAGAUGGUCAUGUGGUAUUCUCACUUGACGGCAUAUGCCAAUGACCUCACGGAGCAGACAGUCGGUCCUUGGCAUGAUGGUUUCGGGGGGGCGUUUGCUGAGUUUAUACGCCCACUUGUUCCCCGGGGUUCAUCCCGUAUGCCUAACACAAUUGCCGUUGCAAUCUGGGCGACUUCUACAUCAGUGGCUGAAGUGUCAUGGUGUCUCAUUGGCUGGCCGCUUCAAACGCGAAAUACGAGCAACGCCCAGCGUCGCAGCUCCAGGCACCCAUAUUCCCCGGACGAUCACGAAAUACGGCACCAGAUUUCCCUCUUCGGCUUUGGGUAUUUAAGAAUCAAGUCCCGGUCGAUCGUCCAAUAUGGGAACUCAUCAACCCAGCACAAGUUCACCAUGGCGACCACCACCACUACCAAGUCGAAAUUUCACACCAUGUUUUAUGAUGACCCGUCGUGCCAGGAUAACAAGAUGGAUCUCUUUGCCCCAAGCCAAUCGCAAGACAAUGGUUUAACGGCAUUCGAGGGUAUCUCACCCUCCAACAUCGUCCCUUUGAGAAAGCUCAAGCAAUGGCCCAGAGCCGUCCUUUGUCCAGCCUGUCGAGAACUCUCCAUCACCCGAGUUGAACGCAAGAUCUGCAGCGGUACACAUGUAAUGGCUGCUUUCAUGCUCAUGUGCACUAUUGUUGGGGGCCCUGUUGUGUACAUGUCCAAGGCGUUCAAGAAUGUCGAGCACUACUGCUGUCGAUGCAACCGGAGGCUAGCAACUUUUCAUUUCAACACGGGGACUGAGAUUCAUGUUUACUAG